GCUUGCAGUCCGUCACUGUUUGGCGAAGUGGAGCGGGGACCACCAGGUCCACCAGGUCGGGAUGGACCUAAGGGAGAUCCAGGAGAGCGAGGACAGGAAGGAGCUCAAGGACCAAAAGGUGAACAAGGGCCGGUUGGAGAGCCUGGAAUUAGAGGUGAACCGGGAAGCGAAGGAGAUAAGGGAGCUGUUGGGGAGAAAGGACCAGAUGGGAUACCAGGUCCGAAAGGACCAAAAGGAGGCUAA
Loa loa (African eye worm) is the source of this 243-nucleotide messenger RNA. RefSeq lists its product as hypothetical. The transcript has a single exon. The record is from RefSeq and is a predicted model, not a curated record. The annotation marks the transcript as partial. NCBI's taxonomy places the organism in Eukaryota, Metazoa, Nematoda, Chromadorea, Rhabditida, Onchocercidae.